CUAGCCCCGCCCCGUCCCGCCAGGCCCCGCAGCGCGGCCAUGGCUCCUGCCGCUGACCGCGCGGGCUACUGGGGUCCGCCGACCUCCACCCUGGAGUGGUGCGAGGAGAACUACGCCGUGUCGCACUACAUCGCCGAGUUCUGGAACACAGUGAGUAACCUGAUUUUCAUUCUACCUCCAAUCUAUGGUGCGAUUCAGUCCUAUAAAGAUGGCCUUGAAAAACGGUAUUUAGCUGCAUAUUUGAGUCUCACAGCUGUGGGAUUGGGAUCUUGGUGCUUCCACAUGACCUUGAAGUAUGAAAUGCAGCUGUUGGAUGAGCUGCCAAUGAUAUACACUUGUUGUGUAUUUGUCUACUGCCUGUAUGAAUGUUUCAAGUACAAGAAUACAGUCAAUUACCCGCUGCUUUGUAUAUUGAUAGGAUACAGUUUUGUAGUCAGCAUUAUUUACCUAAAAUUGAAAGAACCUAUAUUUCAUCAGAUCAUGUAUGGAACGCUGGUCUCUGUGGUAGUCAUGCGGUCUGUAUAUAUAGUGUUAUGGGUAUACCCAUGGCUUAGGGGUCUGGGCUAUACAUCCUUAACUGUAUUUUUAAUGGGAUUUUUCCUUUGGAAUGUAGACAACAUUUUCUGUGAUAAAUUGAGGGCAGUACGAGACAAGAUGCCUCCUGUUGUGGGAGCUGUGACACAAUUCCACGCGUGGUGGCACAUCCUAACAGGCCUUGGCUCUUACCUUCAUAUCCUGUUAAGCUUAUACACAAGGACACUCUUCCUGAAGUACAGACCAAAAGUAAAGUUUAUUUUUGGAAUAUGGCCUGUCCUUCUCGUGGAGCCUCCCAAGAAGCACUGACGGGGAGCACUAGCCAAUGAUGUGUGACCACCUAGCCUGGCUGAAUAAAGAAAUUCUCCAAACCUUGAGGCUGACUGAAGUGUCAAAUUAUACAUCAGCUCCGAAGUUUCAUAGCAGUGAAAGGACUUCUCUGUAUUACUGGUACCACCAGGCACAGCAAAGAGGGAAGAGUUGGCACAUUAUGGGGAUAAUGUUUAAAGUACAAUUUUAUUCUGAGGUGUUAAAAAGUAAAAACAAAAUAUUUUUGUGUAUAUAUUGUAAAGCUGAAAAUAUCGGGCUACUAUUUCGUGCUGGUCACUGAAAACUAACUUUUUUUGAAGUGGGCUGCAUAUAUAUAUAUUUUUUUUUUCAUUCUGCUGUCUGUCUUCUCUAUGGUUUAAACUAAUAUUAGUAACUGAAUUAUGAAGGCCCCGUGCUGGCCAAGCUUAAGUAUCUAGAUGGCCAUUAGUGGCCUAGAUGCCUGCUCUAAACUACUUUAAGCUUGUACUUUUACAUAGUUUAGUGAAGCAUGUGAUUAUUGAGGGCUCCUUCUAUCCUGCUUGUGUCCAGCUGCUUCUGCUGUCUGUAUUCAGUAAGGGCGAUGGGGUGCGUGGUGCAAUUUUGCCAAAAUGCAACAGGUUUCCAUUUUCCUUUCAUCCAGGGAUGGGUGGGCAUGCCAUGAGGAGUCUUCCAACUCCACCUGUGGAGAAAGCAUAUCAGUGAUAUCCCUCAGGGAUCAUUUCAAAAGUUGUUGCAUUUAAAUAUUCGUGCUAAUGUCUUCUCACAAAGGUGAGGAAACUGGAAAUCUGUCCCGAGUCCUUCUGACUGACUAGCAACACAUCAUGAGAAUCCAGAAGGUCAUGUUUGAUUGCUCUGCCUAACCCAGGCAAACCUUAUUAAUUCUCAUGCUUCUUAUUUUCCAUCUCUCAUUUCCCAAAUAGCAUUCCAUACCCACAAAUGGUCUAGCCUUUACAUGGACAAACAAUUUAUAUUCUUGGCUCCUUCAAUAUUUUACAUCUCUUAAAAAAUUAUCACCCAGGCAUCCUAAGCACCUGUCAGCCCACUGUCUUCUUUUGAAGCAAGGGGGGCUCCUCGGUUCUGAAAAAAUCAGGCCUCUGUUUGGUCAUCUCAGCGUAAAUGGUAAUGCUUCAGAUCACUUGUUUGUGAUCUUUCUUUGAUGCAGCCACCAGCUGGGAAGUGUGGGCCAGCUCCUUAUGGUUCUCUUCCAUCACAGUAACCCCCCUGCUAUGUGCCUGUCAGGGUAAGAGAUUCCCCCAUAUUUCUGCAGCUUGUCCCUCCCAUUUGAUAGAAACCUAAACCAAAUUAAUAACUGUAAAGGGAAAUGAUCUAGCUGAAUCAAUAGGAUUUAUCAAAAUGUGCCACAAAUUUGUGGCCGUGAUUUUUGGCCCUCUCAACAGCAGAGAGAUUCAGUAUGUGCCUAGAGCCUCUCAGCCACUCGCUCUGUGACUUGUCCUCCAAUAUUAUUCCAAGACUUGUAUGUCCUCCUGUAGUCUCUUAUGUGAUAUGGAAGUAGCUCACAACCUUUGGCCCGUGGGCAACAAUACUAAGCAAGUAACAGGCUGCAGACCUCAUAUUUUGCUCUCCCCAUCCACCAGGGCUAUAGUGGUGACGGCCUCAGUUUUAACAUCCCGUGUCUAUGAGCAACAUCAAAGGGCAGCAACAGGCUGGGACCACUGUCCUGUAGGUUAAUGUAACACAGGAAUUACCUGUGCUAUUUUGGAAAUGCCAUUACCUUUGUGCAUUAAUUCAACACAGACCUACAGAUAUUUUUAGAGCAGCAGGCCAUGGGCAUGGGCAUGCCCAGUGCAGCUGCUUGGAAGAUCUGCACAGUUCUGGCAUGUCCAUUUUUUCUGUUUUGAUUUCUUAAAAAAUGGAUGUAGGGCCUGUAAGAGAAAGUCUGUAGUAACUAAAAUUGGCUCUUCAUUCUUACAUGUUUAUCUCUGUUUACAAUUACCUAUGCACCCUCAGGGCCUUCUGUAGUACAACUAAUACAUGAAUCUUUAAUUGAGGUUUGGACGGGCAUUUUAUGAGCUGGUUCUUGACGUUAAACCAAACAAAGGCCAUGAUUCAGGCGUGGUGCUUAAAUCCCGUUAAAGUCAGUGGGUGCGUCUGCACAUGCUAUUAAGGUGAAA
Messenger RNA from Gavialis gangeticus (Gharial), 2975 nucleotides. RefSeq names its product alkaline ceramidase 3 (gene ACER3). The record is from RefSeq and is a predicted model, not a curated record. The coding region runs from base 40 to 843 and encodes 267 amino acids. The transcript is spliced from 11 exons. Gene Ontology annotation, cellular component: endoplasmic reticulum membrane. Gene Ontology annotation, biological process: phytosphingosine biosynthetic process; ceramide metabolic process. Lineage: Eukaryota; Metazoa; Chordata; Crocodylia; Gavialidae.